AAAGCAGUCUCCCACACGUGCUCUGUAGUCCCACGCAGGUGACCACCUCAUUAUACCACAACACAAUACACACAUGGUAAAUUUUGCCUACUACUAGUCUUAUUCCCUACCUUUCUGUGGUGCAUAUGAAAAAAAGUUACAGAGAGAAAAUCAAGAAAUAGAAAGAUGGAGAAAGAAAGACUGAUAUUAAAGCAUUCAAAUUUUCUUGUUCUUGAUACCCAAAAAAAAAAAAAAUCUUGGUCUUCGUGUUAUUAUCGUUCCUGGAGUAUAGUAUUUUCUUUGUGUUUUUGCACUCUUCUCUCUCUCUUAUUCUUCUCCUCUCUAUCAAAUCUACCUUUGCUGUUGAGUUUUGAAUCUUUGAUCUUUCUCUCUCUUUUUCUAUCAAAUAAUUUUCCUUGCACAUAUGAGAAUCAGGAAAAGAAAGACACCUUUUCCUCUUUCAGCUCUCCCGCCAGUUACUAUUUCAGAUCCCUAUUUCUUCCAAGAAGAUGGUAAAGUUUCCAACUUUCACCCAAUCAACGGUCAAGAUUGGUAUCUUACAGCUUCGAAACAAGAAAAUAAGACGAUUAUGAUGGAAGAAGGAGAGGAUAAGAAAAGGGGGAGAAUUAGAAGGAGAGAUGGGGGAGAAGAAAUGAUAGCUGGAUAUUGGUGCAGUGAGGGAGAGAAAGCAUUUCCCUUGAAAAAACGAAGAGAGAGCUCCUCCGGUAGAAAAUUGCACGAAGAAAACAUAACAAUGGAUAAGAAAAUGAAGACGAAGGUGAACAAGAAAUGCAUACAAGAAAAUGAAAAUAAUGAAGAAGAAGAAGGAGGUAUUGAUAGAUGUGGUGCAAAAAAAGAGAGUUACAGAGGUAGAGGUACUGCAGCUAUGGAAGUUCAUUUAGGCAAAGGAAGGCUUAGAAGUGUGACUAGCGUACGAAACCGGUCCAUGGCCAAUAAGGGUGAUGAAUCUCUGCAACAAUUAUCAUUUUCACUAGCAGAAGAAAAAACAAUGAAGAAAAGAAAAUAUCAGUAGAUCGAUGAUAUUAAUAAUACUCUUCUUGGAGCUUUACAUGGAGAUGAAGAAGAGAAGAAGCCAUGGACGAUGGUAAAGAGAAAGAAGAAGCUUGAGAUGGUGAAGGCUAGAUCGAUAAAUAGCUUUUUGAGCCCAGCAGAUAAUAAUAACAAUAAUAAUAAAUGCAAUUCAAGAUUCAGAGGAUGAGGAAUAGUACAGGCAAAUUAUGUCGCAAGUAAGCAUGUAUUAAGCAUUAUAGUGGAACUAUUAAUGCGACUAGUUCCUUUCUGUUUUGAAAUUUUUAAUGAAGAGCACAACAUGCUUGCAGUGUUGUGUUUCUUUCUCAAUUACCUAGAGUAAUUGUUUGUGCGAAAUUUAUUUCUUGUCUA
Jatropha curcas is the source of this 1380-nucleotide messenger RNA. Lineage: Eukaryota; Viridiplantae; Streptophyta; Magnoliopsida; Malpighiales; Euphorbiaceae. The record is from RefSeq and is a predicted model, not a curated record.